This is a messenger RNA of Corvus hawaiiensis (hawaiian crow), 1937 nucleotides long. It is a transcript of the gene SCARA3, whose product is annotated as scavenger receptor class A member 3. NCBI's taxonomy places the organism in Eukaryota, Metazoa, Chordata, Aves, Passeriformes, Corvidae. The record is from RefSeq and is a predicted model, not a curated record.
UCCCUGAACUUCUCCGGGAAGAGGAAUUCCAGGGCGGAUGCGGGAAUUGGGGCGCUGAGGCCCGCGCUGGGGGCGAUGCGAGCGGCCGAGGCAGCCGAGGAGGAGGAGAUGCCGCCCUUCGGCUCCGCAGCGGGAGGGCGAUCCCGGAGCGGCUGCCGCCGGUGCCGCCGGAAUCUCUCGCUCCGCGCAUCCGUCAGGAUCCUCUUCGGCCUCUCCGGGAUGCUCCUGGUGGCCGUGGCCGUGCUGGGAGCGCUGGUGUUCCGGAAGGUCGAUUCCAUCUCCGAGGAGAUCGGCUCAUCCCAGAGCUUCUACGAGCGGAAAAUCCUCUCCCUCCAGGAGCAUCUCCAGGGAUUGGGCGAGAAAACCGGGAACGGCUCCGCGUGCCGGGACACGGCGGCGCUGGGCCGGGAGCUCUCGGAGCUGCAGCGGGAGCUGGAGGAGAUCCAGAAGAUGCUCCUGGCCCAGGAGAUCCUCCUGGAUCGAACUUCCCAGAGCCACGCCCGCCUCUCCUCCGCCGGCUCCUCCAUCUCCGGCGGGCUGGAAAACUGCUCCGCGUCCAUCGGGAACGUCAACCGGAGCCUGGAGCGGCUGCGGGAGCGGGCGGGGGGGUGGCAGGCGGUCGCUUCCCGCCUGGAGAAUUCCCUGCAGGGCCUGGCCCGGCAGCGCUCGGAGGCGGCAGCGGCCGUGGAGCGGCUGAAUUCCAGCCUGGCGCAGAAUUCCCAGCGGCUCCGGGCGCUCCAGGGGAAGGCGGACGAGGAGACGCUGACGCUGCAGCGGGCGGUGACCGAGUGGCAGAACUUCUCCCGGGCCUUGGGCUCGCUCCGCUCGGCCUCGUCCCGGAGCGCGGAGCUGCUGCGGAGCCUGCAGGCCGGGCUGGGCGCGGCGGCGCGGGAAGCGGCGCGGAAUUCCCAAGGGAUGCACGAGCUGGCCCUGCAGCUGCUGGGGCUGCAGCUGGGGCUGGACAACGUCUCCUCGCAGCUGGACGAGCAGCAGGACAACGCCCAGGACCUGCGCUACCACCACGGCCACGGCCGCGACCGCACGGAGGAGCGGUUCCGGGCGCUGGAAUCCCGCAUGGAAUCGCACGAGCUGGAGAUCGGCACCAUCGUGGCCAACGUGGGCGCCACGGGCGGGCACGUCCGCGGCAUGCUGCGCUUCCUGGACGCCGUGCGCCUCUCCUGCUCCCUGGGCUUCCGCGCCCACGCCGAGGAGCUGCAGCAGCUCAACCGAUCCCUCGGGAAGCUCCAGGAGGCCACGGGAGCGCUGCGGGAGCGCUCCGGGAUCCUGGGCGCCCGCCUGGAAUUCGACGUCCGCAACCUGUCGGCGGCGGUGGAGGAGAUGAAGGCGGUGGACGCGCGGCACGGGGAGGCGCUCCGGAACGUCACCGCGCUCCGAGGCGUUCCGGGCCUCCCGGGGCCCCGCGGCCUCAGGGGCGAUGCGGGAUCCGGGGGCGCCCCGGGAAUUCCAGGCCAGAAGGGCGACGCCGGAAUUUUGGGAUCGCCGGGACCGCCGGGACCGCCGGGAUCUCCGGGCCCGCCCGGGCCGCAGGGGGAGCGGGGCCCCGCGGGCUCCCGGGGCUUUCCCGGCUCCAAGGGCUCCAAGGGAAGCUUGGGAAUCCCCGGCUCGCGGGGCCCCGCGGGGCCCAAGGGCGAUCCCGGUGUCCCCGGGCCCGCGGGAGAGCCGGGAAAGGCGGGAGCGCCCGGGCCGAGGGGAAAACCGGGAAUGCCCGGGAGCCCCGGAGCCGCGGGGCCGGCGGGGCCCGAGGGGAGCAAGGGGGACCCCGGGCCCAGGGGAGCCCCGGGACUGCCGGGACCGCCCGGGGCCCCCGGAGCGUGACGGGAACCGGGACCGGCACCGGGACAGGGACAGGGACAGGGACAGGGGGGUCCCGGUGCCACCCCCGGGACGGGGACAGGGACAGGGACCCCCAGUGCCAC